GAGACUUUCCACCAACAGAAACGGUAAAAUUCUCCUCACUAACCACUCGCCGGCCGUCUUCUUCACCGGCACCGGAACUUCACUCUCACAGUUCAUCUCGCGAAACGGUAACAACUCUUGUCUCUUCACAAAAUUUUAGGUUUUUAACUUUCAAUAGGUUUUGCGAUGAGUGCUGAGACGAAACCGGUGAUUAACUCGCUUACUCGAAGCAUAUGGAACUCAGGAAAGGCGUACGAUUUGAAACCAAUGGCUUCCUCCUCUAUUUCGCAAGCUUCCUCUAUACCGGAACUGAUUUCGUAUCUAAAAUCGGCUUUUCGUGAUAAGGAGUUCUCUCUGGUUGAAGGAAUUCUAAUGGACCGUGAAAAACAGCUGCGGACAGAAAUUCAAAAUCUUAAGAGAGAUUUUGAUUCUGUAAAGACUGGGCGAGAUUUAGCAGAGAAGGAUCAGGCUAUAGUUGAUCUGGAAAAGUUAAAUAUGGAGAAUCGAUUGAAGGAUAUGCAGAGGAAAAAUGAGGAGCUAAAAAAUGAGAAAGCUGAAGUUGAGGCAAAACUGAAGAUGUAUUUGGAAAAGUUCAAAGAGUUGGAAAGUAGAGUAUCACUUCAGGAGGAAGAAGCUGCUAAAAAUCGUGCUGUGGAUGUCUCAGUGAUCCAAAAAAUGGUAGAAGAUUUGGAAGCGGAGGAUGAUGAUGUUGUAGAAGUGGAUAGUAAAGCUUCUGGUGCUGAUGGAGAUCUUCAGGAAAAGCAGUUGUCACCACCUAGGGCUCCAUCGGUUGAUUCAACUGCAAAUGGAAAUGGAAGUGGUAAAUCAAGAGAUGAAGCUGCAGGCAGUGGUAACACGGACUUGAUUUCAACAAAAAUGAAUCUGGUUAAUUGUCCUGAUGUCCAGACAUUGCAUCCCAUGCCUUUUGCUGGUGGUUCUGCUCAAGUCAAUAGCAAUGUUUCCAACAUAGAAAAGAAAAGUUGUCGUUCAGAGGAAGCAGACCCUCUCCUUAUCAAUUUGGCUUGUGAGAAUAGAGCACCUACUAUAGAUCUAUCAGCAUGCGAAGCAAAAGGCUGUUUGAAUACAGCAUCUGGCAGGGCUGGGUCUUCAACUGUUGUUCACAUUAGCGACAGCGAUGAUGAGAAUGCAAAGGCUUGUGUUUCUAAAAGUAAUGAUGUAGGUAGGAAUUUAACAUUUCCACACCAGAUAAAAGAAGAGGAUGUAAAGGAAACUUCAGUGUCCAAGAGGAAAAGAAGCUUAUGUGAUAGUGACAAUGGUGGUGGUUCUUCAUUUAGCAAACUAAAGACUAGAUCUAUUCAAGAAUUAAAUCGUGAUGGAAAGCUGGCCUUUUCUUAUGACAAUUCCCAUAAACCGGUGUUCGUAAGACGAUGCGAUGACAAAGAUGGAGGGAAGUCUUAUUCUCAACUAUCUUCCAGAAGAUCUGAUUUAUACAAGCUUGAUGGGACUGGUGAUGAUAGUUCUUCAGAUUCGGAGAAUGAUCCCUUGAGUGACAAAAGUAUGAAUAUGUUAAUCCAAAGUAUUACAAAACGCAAAAUUUUCUCGUCGGAAGAUGAUUUGAGGUCAUCCUUUGAGAAGGACCCUGAACUUUGUAUGAAUGCGAUUUGUGCACUUUAUAGGCACCAAAUUUCUCCAAACAUCUCUUCCAAGGGCUUUCUUGCUACCACGAGACAGGGGUUGAAUCAAUCUGAUAAAAUCAGCAUAGCUGCUUUGGGUGAAUAUCUGAUGGAUGGGGAUCCAGAAAAUAAACUCAGAAAAGCCGUGGAAGAAGUACGUCCAAAGGAUCAUGCAGAAUGUAAAAGAUUGGCUACUAAAUACUGCGACCAACUAUAUCAGAUAUACCUUAACAAGGAGGAUCGUCUGUUCCUCCCAAUCUCUAAGUUCUAGUUUAGCAGAAAGGCGAUCUGCCUUUAUGCUAUACAUAUGCUCCUUCCAAGCGAAAAAAACUAUUACUAAUAUGAACAUAUUUUGAUUGCUCUUUACUCCCCAGUUAUUACCGCACAAGAUGGAAGCUUUUGCUGUAGCAGCUAGUAACCAAAACACCUUUAUGAUUCACCUUUUGUUACUUUGGUGUGGAUAGUUGAUUAUGGAUAGUUAACAACUGAUAUAUAUAUAGGUUUUGAUGGUCAUAGAUGAUAAUAUGUAAAAAAUUAGGAAUAUAUUUUGUACCCCCAUGAAUCAUGUUGAAGACUUGUUCCCUUUUUUUUAUGUAAGGUUCUUAUAUUGGGCUCUUUUGGCUUAGUCACCUCUUGAUUCCUU
This is a messenger RNA of Solanum stenotomum, 2256 nucleotides long. RefSeq lists its product as uncharacterized. Bases 166 to 1884 code for a protein of 572 amino acids. The transcript is spliced from 4 exons. The record is from RefSeq and is a predicted model, not a curated record. Lineage: Eukaryota; Viridiplantae; Streptophyta; Magnoliopsida; Solanales; Solanaceae.